Messenger RNA from Capsicum annuum, 1293 nucleotides. RefSeq names its product G-type lectin S-receptor-like serine/threonine-protein kinase At1g11330. Gene Ontology annotation, biological process: protein phosphorylation. The transcript has 6 exons. The record is from RefSeq and is a predicted model, not a curated record. The coding region runs from base 1 to 1293 and encodes 430 amino acids. Gene Ontology annotation, molecular function: ATP binding; protein kinase activity. Lineage: Eukaryota; Viridiplantae; Streptophyta; Magnoliopsida; Solanales; Solanaceae.
AUGAAAUUGUCGGAUUUAGCAGAAAAGUCAUCUACUACCGAAGACCUAUGUAGAAGCCAAUGCUCGGGGAAUUGUUCCUGCGUAGUGUAUGCAUAUGACACAGUUAUUGGCUGUAUGUCAUGGAGUAAAAUGAUCGACAUUCAACAGUUCCAAAGCUCGGGCAAAGAUCUCUAUAUUCGUGUGGCACAUUCAGAGCUUGAUCAUUAUAAAAACAUAAAGAAGAUUGUAAUUCCAGUAAUCCUUGGUACUCAUACACUCAGUGUUUGUCUGUUCAUUUGCUUUACAAUGAUGGCCAGGCGUAGAGGAGUGAAAAGAAAGGUGGUAAUCUUACUUGCUGACAGAAGUGCGGUUUAUAUGGAAGAGUUACCAGUCUUCAGCCUGGAUAUGCUUGCAAAUGCAACAUCCCAAUUCCAUGAGGAUAAUAAGCUUGGUCAGGGCGUUGCUGAAAUUGGUGAUUCCUUCUAUGGAAAACUGGAGGAUGGGAAAGAAAUAGCAGUCAAAAGGCUUUCAAAAGCCUCUAGACAAGGGCUGGAGGAGUUCAUGAAUGAAGUGUUGGUGAUCUCUAAAGUCCAACAUAGAAACCUUGUUAGACUCUUGAGAUGUUGUGUGAAUAAAGACGAGAAAAUGUUGAUUUAUGAAUAUAUGAAGCUUGGAUGUGUUUCUCUUUGGUUUGUACUUACUCUUGAUCAAAGCUUUUUACAUCUCAUUCAACAUGAAGGACAUCGAGGCAUUUUAGAUUGGAUAAGACGUUCCAUUAUAAUUGAAGGGGUUGGGCGAGGACUCCUUUAUCUUCACAAAGAUUCAAGAUUGAAGAUAAUUGAUAGAGAUCUAAAGCCAAGUAACAUUUUGCUCGAUAAUAACUUCAAUCCAAAGAUUUCAGAUUUUGUCAUGGCCAGGAUUUUUGGAUCUGACCAAGAUCAAGCAGACACAAGGAGAGUAGUUGUGAGGUUCGAUUUUCCAUCUUGUAAUUCUCUGCCUGAUUUUCCCCUUCCGUUACCCCCAAUUUUUAUUUUAAAAAUAAAAAUUCUACAAGAAGUUGCCGAAUUUUCCAGUGGAUACAUGGCCCCUGAAUAUGCAACCGGCAGGAAGAUUCUAUCUGGAAAAAGAAAAAGAUUCUCUGAUAAAUCCGAUGUUUUCAGCUUCGGAGUUUUAGUGUUAAAGAUCAUAAGUGGUCGAAAAAGUACAAUUUCUUGGAAUGAGACGUCCUCUUUGAGCCUUUUGAGAUAUGUAAGACUCCUCUUAAAUGCUAAUUUUCAAAAGACUGCUCUUACAGAAAAUACUCAUAGUACAUAA